Cercopithifilaria johnstoni is the source of this 402-nucleotide messenger RNA. The record is from the annotation of a GenBank genome assembly. NCBI's taxonomy places the organism in Eukaryota, Metazoa, Nematoda, Chromadorea, Rhabditida, Onchocercidae.
AUGUUUGCAACUGAUGACAUGAAAUUUACAGAAGAUAUUUUAUCAACCGAAACAAUAACACCGGUAACAGAGAUGAUUCUACCUGGAAAAAUAGUUUCAAAUGAAAUCGGAAGUUAUACAGAUGGCUCGGUGCAUCAUGAAGAGAAUGUUGUAAAUGAAGAUCUUAUGCCACAUCUCAGAGAUGCAAUCAGCAGUAAUAAAAUUUCAUUUGAGGAUACGGUUCGAGCUAUUAUUCAGAAUGAAGCUUUCGAUUCGACAGGAGAGAAUUUGUUAUUAGUUGAUCAGACAACAGGAUAUGAUCAACUAAUAGCAGAGAAAGAAAUGGAAUAUGUUACAUACGUUGCAGACAUAGCUGAGAAGGAAGCUGAUGUUCAGAGAGUUACUAUGAGUGAAGAACCUGAA